Molecule: messenger RNA, 21700 nt
Organism: Patella vulgata (common limpet)
Lineage: Eukaryota; Metazoa; Mollusca; Gastropoda; Patellidae
Product: mitochondrial inner membrane protein OXA1L
Exons: 10
Coding region: 21-1025 (334 amino acids)
Biological process (GO): protein insertion into mitochondrial inner membrane from matrix; mitochondrial respiratory chain complex IV assembly
Cellular component (GO): mitochondrial inner membrane
Molecular function (GO): membrane insertase activity
Source: RefSeq, a predicted model, not a curated record
GUACCAUUUCGGACGAAAAGAUGGCAGCCUUGUUAAACCAUGUGUGGACUCUUAAAACUUGCUCCAAAUUUAUCCGCAGAUCAACUACUUUCUUGAAUACUGUGAAUAUAUUUCUAAGACCAGAAGUACAAAGAUGUUUUCAUCAAUUGAGUGCUGUUCAAAGAAAUUCAUAUUGUUUAAAAGAUGUCCGGAUUCAAUUAUCACAGAGAGAGAGAGAGAAAAUACAGUUGUCUUGUGUUAGCUUAAUAGCUGUGAGAUAUGAUUCGACCUCAUCAAACCAAGUGUCAAAUGGAAAAGUAGAUUAUUUACCUGAACCACCUCAAGUACCAGAACCACAACAACUUGUUGAAGCUCUUAAUUCUUUGGGUGAAGCAUCUUUAGCAAGCCAGGGAUUAGGAGGCUGGUAUCCACCAGGAUUAGUACAACAGUGUUUAGAUGUUAUUCAUUGUACAUUCAACCUUCCUUGGUGGACUACAAUUAUAGUAUUUACUGUUAUGCUUAGAACAGUUAUGUUCCCAGUUGUUGUCAAAGCACGAAAGAAUGCAAUUAACUUACAUAAUCAUAUGCCUACAAUGACAAAGCUCCAACAAAGAUUUACAGAUGCUCGAUCAAGUGCAGAUCCAAUGGAAGCUGCAAAGGCAGGGCACGAAUUGGCAACCUUUAUGCAAAGAAACAAUAUAAAUCCAGUGAAAAGUUUUAUGAUUCCAAUGAUACAGAUGCCAGUAUUCUUAUCCAUGUUUUUUGCUUUACGUCAGAUGUCAACAUUACCAAUUGAAGGCUUUAAAGAUGGUGGCAUAUUUUGGUUCACAGAUUUAAGUAUACCUGAUCCUGUAUAUUGUCUACCAAUGCUAACAGUAGCCACUCUUGCUGCUACUAUUGAGAUGGGUGCUGAUGGUAUAAAAGCCAAUUCAAUGGGUCAUAAUAUUAAAUGGUUUAUGAGAGCAUUACCUAUAGUUAUGUUUCCAAUCAUAUUUAAUUUCCCUGCUACUGAGACAAUUUCCUUUCGAACUGGUAUGGAGAUGUAAUUCAAAUUUAUUAUCAUCGCAGAGAUGUUUUGCAAAUAAAGGGGACAAAGCAAUGUUGUGCUACUGGUUCACAUCAAAUACCUUUUCACUUGUACAAGUUGCUUUUUUAAAAAUACCUGCUGUUCAAACUUAUUUUAAUUUGGGGACAAUGGUUCAACAUCCACAAAGUGCAAUUCCUAAGAAAGCGUUUGUUGAUGGAUUCAAGGAGUCCUGGAACAAUGCAAAAAUGGCGCAAGCUCUUGAGCAAAGACAGAGACUUGAUGAUGUCAGAUUCAAGGAGGCUGGUCAAGGCCCACUACAAAAAACAUAUUUAUAUGAUCCAACUAAAAGCAAAAAGAAAUCUAUUAGCCCACCAUAGCUUAUAUCAGAGCCACAGCUUAUAAUUGUUGCCGUAACUGUUUUUCUGUGGACAUAUAUUGUUGUUGCCGUUGUCCAUCCACAGUUUUUUUUUUUUGACACUCUACAAGUCACAAUUUUUAUCCAAUUUUGAUACACAUUGAAAUAUAGGUUUAUCUCGCUGAUUGUACAAAGAAUCGCGUUUUUGGCUUGUGGACCCUCUAGAGGUCAUAAUUUUUAUCUGAUUUUGUAGGUCAGUUUUGUCCCGAUUUUCAUGGUAUGCAAAUAGUGUAAAGGUAUGUAAUAUCAUGGUUGUGGAUCUCUAGUUGUCACAACUUUUAUCAGAUUUUGAUGAAACGUAAAAUAUAUGGUUAUCUCCCAAAGAUCUUAGUUCCUUUUGAUAUUCGUGCAUAUCCUACCGUAACUUCCUGGAUUAUAGCCGCUGAUUGUAAGAAAAAUCACAUUUUUAGCUUGUGGACCACUAGACAGGGCUGGAUUAACAACGGGGCAUGAUGCUGACCAGGGAAAAGCGAUGUAAUCAUGGUCGGACGGAUGAAUACAUCUGCUAGUGGAAGUGAUGGGGCCCCCAUCGGAUCUUUUAAAAGUGCUUGACAGUGGGGUCCCUUCCAUCAAUUGUGAGCUCGUCCCAGACCCUCUGUACGUUGAAGUUCUGGGUGACCAAGAUUUUGAAACAUGAUAACUCUCCUUCUAAUUGAGGUAGAAUGUUCAAACUUGAUGUAGGUGUCUAUUACGUGAAUGUCUGGACAUAAUUUGUUCAUGUUAUCUAAAUUAUUAAUUAGACAUUAAUUAACCUAUCCAGACAAUAAUGAACUCUAGAUGGCAUCGCUAGCCUGCGAUCUUUAAUGGAUUGUGAGUCAAUUUACUGCAUAACUUUCCUUCACGAUUUAACGAUUAAAUGGAUAAUCGAGACUAUGCUGUUUAUCGUACUGACUUUAGUAAUGAUGAUCAAGGCUAGACGGAAAUUCAAUCGCUUUGUUCUCGGUUCAUAGUGGAUCGAUUUGAAUGAAAUUUUCAGCAAAUUGCCUUUACAUUAUCUAGUUUUUAACUAUUAUAGUAAGAACUGCCAACUCGUUAUCGAAUCUCCCAUAAUGUAUCUUUAAACAUGCAUUAUGCAAGAGCUAAAUCUGCCUAUCGCAGGUCUUUCUUUAGGCCUGAAAUCUUAUCUACAUUAUUAAUUAGACAUUAAUUAACUUAUCGAGACCAUAAUCAACUCUCGAUGUCAAGGCUAGCCUUCGAUAUUGACUGGAUUACAAUCCUAUAUGCUGCAAAUGCUAAUUGAUAAUUAAAUCAAAACAAUGGAUAAUCGAGACUAUGCUUUUUAACGUACUAACUUUAGUAAUGAUGAAUGAGGCUAGGCGGAAAUUUACAAAGCUGAUAUCUGGGUUCAUAGUGGAUCAAUUUGACUGAAAUUUUCAACAAAUUACCUUUACAUUAUCUAGUUUUUAACUAUUAUAGCGAGAACUGUCAGCUCUUUAUCUAAUCUCCCAUAAUGUAUCUUUAAGUGAGGAUGAUGUAACUUGGUGUAUAGUUUUAUUACAUCAAUACCUUGACUAAGUUCGAUAAUGAACAUUUUCAGCUCAGGGUAAGCAAAGCAAUAAGCAGUUUGAUUGGUCGAGACUUUGGAACACAAUAACUCUCAUUCUAAUUGAGCUAGAAUGUUAACACUUGGCGUAGGUGUUUACUAGGUGCAUGCCUUGGUGGAGUUCAAAGAUGAGAAUUUUCUGCUUAGGGUAAGCAGAGAUAAGCAAUUUGAUUGGUUGGUGCUUUGGUACACAAUAACUUGGUGUAUAGUUUUAUCACAUCAAUACCUUAAACAUACAUUAUGCAAGAGCUAAAUCUGAUUAUUGCAAGUCUUUAUUUAGGCUUCAGAUGUCAUAGAAAUUAUAAAUUAGAUCUUUAUUUACACAACAAGCAUAAAAUCAACUCUGUAGACCCACGGAUGGCUUGGAUUCGGCUUGGGUUUAAACAGGAUUUCAUUGAUUGAUUAAAUUUUUAAAUGGCGUCGUAAGGGGAGAUUAACCGUUACGUUGACGUCAUACUGCCGGAAAUUUUAGAUCGAGGCUAAAUUAUAUAGUGUACAAAGCGAGGCCGCUGAUGAGCAAGGUCGCAUGUCAGUCAAUUUGAUUGAAAGUUCGAUAUAUAUACGGCCUUGAUAUUAUGUUUAGUUGUGGUUAAAAUGGGAGUUUGGAUGUCGGUAUUAUACGCUCUUUUGUCACUUGUGUUUACAGAAAAACUAUGGAAAUUGAUAAACAUCGCAGCUAACAUUACCCCAGUUGAAUUGCAGCCCCAUUGGAUCACUGUUUCCUAUUUGUCUGCUUCGGGAGUUACGUAGGCCUACCAGUUACAGUACAAGAGUACACGCAGGCUAACAAGAAGUCGGUUAUAAUUAUGCCUCAUUGAUUUGGUCCAUUCCUUUCAAACUUUUGCUUCUUAUCUAUAUAUUAAAAAUCUUAUUUUUAAUUUGUACAGAGUUCGUACACUAAAAUGUGAAUGAAAUUCCAUGACUUUCCAGGACCAAAAAGGGCAUUUUCCAGGACCAAAAUUAGAGCAUUGCACUGAAGUUUGUCUAUGCAUGUUUACUGAAUUAAAUCUGCACGAAUAAGCUAAUCUACAUCGUCAUGCAAAGAAAUCAACUUCUUGCAAAUUAUGAAACUUUUCUUAAUACCAAUAUUCACUUAAAUUACCAAAUAAAAGUCGGGCUACAAUCUCUGUGAUGAAUGUUAUCUUAAAGCAUCAAGUACUUUAAACAAAGUUCAAUUAUGAUUGGUAUUUCCUACUUUCGGUUUUAGUGCCAAAACUAUCACAAUGUGAACUAGAACUUUCUGUUGAAAUUUCAGUUGUACUACCCCCUGUUUGACCCGAAAAUGAGGCAAAAAACUGACCAAUAGGGGUCGUGUGGCUUUUUACUUACAGCUGCUUCCCUCAUAUUAGAUAUAUCAAAAGACUUCUGACAUGCGCAACAUCGGGCUUUUCGUGAAUUAGUUUUGUCACGCAUCAACCAUGAACAGGAAUCAGUUUUUGUCAUCUAACAGUCUUGAAAUGUACAUUUACCGGGAAUUUUAAUAUUGUUGUAGUUAGUUGGGUAUAACAAAGAGAAUUCAUCAUGCUAUUCGAAAGCAAAAACACAACUAGUUGAACUAGUAACUGAAAGGGAGAUAAUUCAGCCAAGUCUGCGUGACUGCUACAGGACGUAGUCCAGAUUAUCAAGCCAAAAAAUUGUCAAGCCAAUGACUGUUGCGUCUGAAAAAAAAAAACUACGAAAGUUUGUCUACUCUUGCAUCUAUUUUUCUUUACCGUGCUUUUCAUUCGUAUAAGUUUUACAAAUUGAAUAAAUGGGAUCAAAUUUCGGAGAAAGGGUGAUUACUGGACGGAGGUGAAAAUUUCAUGAUUUUCCAUGAUAAAAUACUCAUAUUCCAGGUUUUCCAGGUGGAAUUCCAUGACUUUCCAGGUUUUCCAGGAAGCGUACGAACCCUGUUUGUAGUAAAAAUAAAUGUGAUACGAAUUGAAUUGCAACCCCGUCUCAAACCGAAUAGGCUAACGGUACCACAGCCAUUGAAAACGUUACUUGAUAAUUGAGAUUAUGUAGGUGGAGUUAACGCCUGUCAAUCAAACGAUCGGCCAUUCUGAGAGAGUUGACUCCUAUUUCUAGUCAAAAAUUACAAACAAUGGUGAUAACUUUGUUCAGAAUAAAGUAAUUUGAAUGAAAUUUUCAAUAUAUUCGUCUUUCAUCAUCUAUUUUUGAACUGUUAUAGCAAAAAUGGCCAACUCUCUAUUAAAUUCUUCCAUAAUGUAUACUAUUCAAAAAAAGUAGGGGAUAUUUGAUUUUUAAGUGUUAUUAAAGUCACCUAAUGAAACUGAUGAAGAAACAAAUGACAAAAUGAAAUGAAGUUCACAUUCAUCAAUUUAUUCCAAAUGAUCGUUAGACUAAGUAAGGCACAGACUGACCAUUAUAAGGGUAAAAUGAUACCCGGGGUCAAACAGCAAAGUUACCACAGCAUCACAACCAAGUCAGUAACGGGUAAAUCCUCCUCUGUUUGCCAAACAAGCAUUGAUCCGACGUGGCAUACUCCUAAUGAGACGUCUAAGGUCAUUUUGGUCCAGAUUGUCCCAUUCCUGUUGCAACGCAGCAGCAAGUUCUUGGACAUUGGCAAGACGUUGUUGACGUUGACGUAACCUCUGUCCAAGCAUGUCCCAGACAUGCUCGAUGGGGGAGAGGUCGGGACUCAGUGCUGGCCAAGGUAAUGUGGUGAUGUUCUGUUGUUGGAGGUAACCUGUAACGAUCCUGGCCCUGUGACAUCUUGCGUUGUCAUCCUGGACGAUGAAACGGCGGCCAUGACGUCGUGCGAACGGCACAACAUGGACUGCCAAGAUGUUGUCCCGGUAGUACUGGCCUGUAACACGGCCUGCAACAACAUGUAAAGCCGUUCUUCCAGCAACAGUGAUGCCUCCCCACACCAUAACAGAACCACCCCCAAAUCGAUCAUGUCUGAUGACGUUAACGUCUUGGAAGCGCUCGUUUCGACGAUGCCACACCCUCCUACGUCUGUCCAAAAAAUCAACAGUGAACCUUGACUCAUCUGAAAACAUCACAUUGCUCCAGCGUCGAUUAUCCCAGUGUUGACGAUCCCUACACCAACGACGUCUUGCCUGAAUGUGAUGAUCUCUCAAACAAGGGAUCACGCGAGGACGUCGGGCGCGAAGGUGACCCCUAUGCAGUCGAUUCCGAAUCGUCUGGCCACUCACUCUCACACCAGUGUCUGUUUGAAGACGAGCGCUGAUCUGAUUUGCUGUGAUGACACGAUUUCUCAAGGCCAAGGUACGGAUAAAUCGAUCCUGGGCUUGAGUUGUCGCCCUUGGUCGACCUGAGCGUGGUCUGUCCUGUACAGAUUGUGUAUCACGGUAUCUGGACCAUAGCCUGCUUAUGACAGACUGAGAAACAUUCAUCGUCCGCGCCACAACCGCCUGUGUUGUGCCGAUCUGUAGCAUGCCAAGGGCACGUAACCUUUCAUUUUGGGUAAGCCGACGCAUAUCAAAAUUUGUUUUCUGGUCACUAAAACAAUUAAACUGAUGUUUCCACCCUGGAAUUCAAUGCCACAAUGACUGUAACAUUCAAAGUCAGAGUCGUGCAAAUCUUGGGUUGGACCCCCAUGAUGAUCCCAAGCAUCACCUGCAUUCCAUGCGGUAGCUAUUGGUGCGUUUGGGCGUCACAUGUAACUGGAAAUGUUUCUUCUGUUAGGUUCUAUAGUGACUUUUUUCGUAGUCAUUUGCAUAUUUUAGUAUUAUGCCCCCAAAAUCAAAUAUCCCCUACUUUUUUUGAAUAGUAUAUCUUUAACUAAGUUCGAUAAUAAACAUUUUCUGCUGAGGGUAAGCAGAGUGAUAAGCAAUUUAAUUGGUUGAGACUUUGGAACACAAUAACUCUCCUAAUUGGGGUAGAAUGUUCAAACUUGGUGUAGUCGUUCAUUAGGUGAAUGCUUUUAUGGAGUUUGAUGAUGAACAUUGUCUGCUUAUGGUAAGCAGAGAUAAGCUAUCUGAUUUAUUGAUGCUUUGGGACAAUAUAACUUUGCUUAUGAUUAAGUAAGAGCAAUGAAACUCCAAGUAUAGAUUCUUUAUAUCACUACCUUGACUAAGUUCAGUGAGGAGCCAUAAGCAAUUUGAUUGGUCAAGACUUUGGAACAUAACAACUCUGCUUUUAAUUGACUUAGAAUGUUUCAAGAUAGGUUCCCAGAAAAGUAUUUAUCGGGUGGUUAUUUCCAAUAAAAGUAUGGCAAUUUUGGUAUAUAUGGAAAGUAGAGAUAUCCAAUUUUAUUAGAAAAAUACUGGAUUCCCUGAAAAACACUCAUGGAGCGUAUACAGGACAAAAAUGUCAGGGUUCCCCGAAUUGACAGCCCAACGAUUAGUAAUAUCUGCACGUGUGACGUCAAAGGUUGCACACGGAGAUUGAGCGCUUGAUGUACAUGUUGAUAAACUUUAUGAAGAGUUAGACGUACAACACUUUCUGAGAUAAAAAUCACAGAAAAAGACGUGGGCAGUGGAUAAUCCUAAAUUUAAUUAGGAUUCGAUAUUUGUAAUAAAUAGUCAGCGAUUAAAGACAACAUCGUCUUGUGUAUGCGAUGAAUUCUUCUCCGACUUCGAACCCAUGAGUCACGUGACACAAACAUGACCUCUUUUGAUCGAUUUUUUAUAGCAAGGGUAUUCCUUGACAAUUACAAUGUUUUGAGAAGGAUUUGAAGCAAAUUUUUAGGCCAAAUACAUCAUCAAAUCACCCAGUUUGUACGCGGAAAUGUAUUUUUAAACUUGAUGUAGAUGUUCAUUAGGUGAAUGUCUUGACUGAGUUCAGUGAUUAACAUUUCGAGCUAAAGCUAAGCAGAGCUGAGCAAUUUCAUUGGUCGAUGCUUUGGGACAAGAUAACUUUGAUUCUAUCUGAUAAAGAGUGAUGUAACUUGGUGUAUAGCUGAUAAUCAGUUUGAUUGAUCGAUACUUUUGAAAAAAAUAAAUGUGCGAUUAAUAAUUAUGCGUCAUCUAUUUAUUUUGGCAUUUCAGCAAGGGACAUCAGCCUCACUGUUGGCCUGUUAAUCCUAAUUGGUCGUCAUUAUUGUUCUCCCCCUUUGGAAUAAAGCAGGGGACUAUUAAAAUGGGUUCGUUCGUCCAUCUGCCUGCAUGUCCGUCACACUUUUUGGGACACAAUUACUCUCUUUCUAAUUGAGCUAGAAUGUUUAAUCUUGGUGUAGGUGUUUAUUAGGUCAAUGCCUUGAUGGAGUUCGAAGAUGAGGAUUUUCUGCUUAGGGUAAGCAGCGAUAAGCAAUUUGAUUGGCUGAUGCUUUGGGACACGAUAACUUUAGUUCUAAUUAAGUGAGAGGGAUGAAACUUAGUGUAUAGUUUCAUUACAUCAAUACCUUGACUAAGUUCGAUAAUGAGCAUUAUCUGCCCAGGACUUUGGAACACAAUAACUCUCCUUCUAAUUGAGCUAGAAGGUUCAAACAUGGUGUAGGUGUUUAUAGGUCAAUGCCUUGAUGGAGUUCGAAGAUGAGCAUUUUCUGCUUUGGCUAAGAGGAGGUAAGCAAUUUGAUUGGUUGAUGCUUUGGGACACGAUAACUUUAGUUCUAAUUAAGUGAGCCUGAUGAAAUUUGGUGAAAAGUUUUAUUACAUCAAUACCUUGACUAGGUUCAAUAAUGAGCAUCUUCUGCUCGGGUAAGCAGAGCGAUAAGCAGUUUGAUUGGUCAAGACUUCGGAACAUAACAACUCUGCUUUUAAUUGAGGUAGAAUGUUUAAACUUGAUGUAGAUGUUCAUUAGGUGAAUGUCUUGACUGAGUUCAAUGAUUAACAUUUCGAGCUAAAGCUAAGCAGAAGCUAUACAAUUUUAUUGGUUGAUGCUUGGAACAAGAUUCUAUUAGGGAGAAGAGCUUUGUAAGUGAAUUCACUUUGAUGAUUUAUGAUCAAUAAAAUAUGUUUAAAUUAAAUUUAAAUUAAAUAGCUAGAGUGAUUAAACUUAGUGUAUAGUUGAUAAUCAGUUUGAUUGCUUCAUACUUUUGAAAAAAUAAAUGUGCUAUUAAUUAAUAUGUGUCAUCUAUUUAUUUUGGGAUUUCGGCGGGGGACAUCAGCCUCACUGUUGGCUUUUUCAUCUUUGUUUAUAAUAAUGCAUGAAUUAUGGGAUUUAUUUCGGGAAGAGACUUAACUCUUUCUUGACUUGGCCAAAUAUACUGGAUAAUCAACCACAUACAAAAUCAAACUUCUGGUUACGCAUGGGCAAUGGAACUUUUCGUCAAAUAUUUACAACAGUCCCAGACCCUCCAAUCGUUAAAGAUUAGGCGGUUCUGGGUGACCGAGGCUAUCUACGUUCUAGUCACUUGUGUUAGGUCUCAAAGUCCCAGUGCCCAACAAUGCCUCUAGGAAGUCUCAUUUUUUAUCCGAUUUUAAAAACUGUUCAUAUAUAUCACUGUUACACCAUAAUGAUGGUGGAAUUCAAAUUUGGUGAAAGUCUCACCGAAACUGCAAGACAAAAAGCACACUUAACGUAAGCAAAUAUUGUAAAAAGUAUGUUAUACCAAGAUUGUUGCCCCUCAAGAGGUCGCAGGUUUUAGCCGAUUUUGAUGAAACUUGAAGUGUAUGUUUAGAACCCAAAGAUCUCGGUUCAUUACGAUAUUCGUACAUAUCGGAAUGUAACUUCAUGGAUUUGGGCCUUUGGGUUUUUUUAUAAAAAAAAGUUAAAUAUAUCACCGUUACACCAUAGUGACAGAUGUUUCCGAAUUUCCUAAAAGUCUGACCGAAACUGAAAGUCAAUUAAAGUAAAGGUAUGUAAUACCACGGUUGUGGGCCCUCUAGAAUUCACAAUUUUUAUCCGAUUUUGAUGAAACUUAUAAAAUAUAUGUUAACAUCCCAAAGAUCUCAGUUCCUUUCGACAUUCGCGUAUAUGGUAUAUCGGAUUCCUGUGGAAUACUGAUUGUACGAAAAAUCCAGUUUUUAGUCUGUGGAUCCUCUAGAGGUCACAAUAUUUAUCCGUUUAAAAUAAAUCGAAAAAAAACGUUUAAAUAUAUAUCACCUUUAAAGCUGAGUUCAAAAAUUGUGAACAGUUCUAAAAAAUGUCCGCUCCCCGUAUGCAAAUAGUGUAAAAGCAUGUAAUACCAAGGUUGUGGACCCUCUAGAGGUCACAGUUCUUAUCUGAUUGUGAUGAAACUUAAAAAUAUAUUUAUAUCCCAAAGGUCUGAGUUCCUUUCAAUACUUGUGCAUGUCAAACCGUAACGUCCUGGAUUAUGGCUCCUGAUUGUCCGAAAAAUCUCCUUGUCAGCUUCUCUGUCCAUCUCUUGCAAAAUGUGGGCGUAUCUUGCUUGGCAACCACUUGUUUAUAAAGAAUGUAUUUGUUAAUAUAUUAUAUAUCUGUAUAUAUGUGUGGGUGUAGUCCAUUAGAUGAUUCCUACAGUGGGGCCCGACUAAUCACCAGAAUUCACCGGAAUUCAUUUACAAUCACCAGAAUUCACUUUAAAAAAACCUGAUUCCUCCCACAAAACUAAUUUAUUUUAAAUGCAUAAUACAUUAUAAUAUAACGAAUAACUAUUUUGGUCUCUCCACAGGCCAGAUGAAGGUGCUGUAGGUGUAUUUAUUUGAAAGACUAUUGGAAUUCAUUUCAAAUCUAUACAUCAUGAUUAUUAUAACUUUAUGUACGUCGAAUUACCCAAAAACUCCAAAACAACACCCAGUAACUCCAAAAAUGUUGACUGUGGAAACACAAAAUAACAAUUUAGUUGAGUUUAAGAAGCCUCACUGCUUUGGGCCGAAAUCGGAGGUUCAGGAGAAAUAAAUUGUGUAUGAGAUUUUUGUUGACAAGAAACUACCGAAUGUAUACUUUCGUAAUUCGUUGCAAUUCAUUGUAAUGUAUUGUAAUUAGUGAUUGAUUAAUAGUUUAUUAAAACAGUAAUUAUAUGCAAGAAACAUAUUAUGGUAUAUAUAGUGCAAUAAACAAUUCAAUAUUAUAGCUAUAUUUAUUUAUUGUCCCCCGGCCUUUCGAAGAAAGCAGGGGACUAUUAAAAUGGGUUCGUCCGUCUGUCUGCCUGUCUGUCUGUCCGUGACACUUUUUGGGACACAAUAACUCUAUUUCUAAUUGAGCUAGAAUGUUCAAACUUGGUGUAGGUAUUUAUUAGGUCAAUGCCUUGAUGGAGUUCGAAGAUGAGCAUUUUCUGAUUAGGGUAACCAGAGAUAAGCAAUUUGAUUGGUUGAUGCUUUGGGACACGAUAACUCAAGUUUUAAUUAAGUGAGAGUGAUGAAACUUAGUGUAUAGAUUGAUUACAUCAAUACCUUGACAAAGUUCGAUAAUGAGCAUUUUCUGCUCAGGGUAAGCAGAGCGAUAAGCAAUUUGAUUGGCUGAGACUUUGGAACACAUUAACUCUCCUUCUAAUUGAGCUAGAAUGUUCAAACUUGGUGUAGGUGUUUAUUAGGUCAAUGCCUUGAUAGAGUUCGAAGAUGAGCAUUUUCGGCCUAGGGUAAGCAAAGAUAAGCAAUUUGAUUGGUUGAUGCUUUGGGACAUGAUAACUUUGGUUCUAAUUAAGUGAGAGUGAUGAAAUUUGGUGUAUAGUUUUAUUACAAUACCUUGACUAAGUUCGAUAAUGAGCAUUUUCUGCUCAGGGUAAGCAGAUUAAUAAGCAAUUUGAUUGGUUGAGACUUUGGAACACAAUAACUCUCAUUUUAAUUGAGCUGGGAUCACGUGGCUAAGUGGGUAAGACGCUGACUCGCUAGCCUUGAGGUCGGUGUUCGAUCCCUGCAUUGGCCGAGAAAGUUCAUUCAGAUUUUCCGGCGUGGUUUUCCCCUUGUCAGUGAUGCAGGAUGGAGGGCCUGACAAGGACAGCUGUCUAGUCGUUCGGAUGGGACAAAAAACCGGGGUCCCGUGUACACAUUGGCGUGCACGUAAAAGUUCCCGUCUUCAUUAGCCCAGUUUAGGAGCAGAACAGUAGGACGUUAAACCCCAUUUCAUUUCAUUUCAUUUCUAAUUGAGCUAUAAUGUUCACACUUGGCGUAGGUGUUUAUUAGGUGAAUGCCUUUGAUAGAGUUCGAAGAUGAACAUUUUCUGCUUAGGGUAAGCAGAGAUAAGCAAAUUGAUUGGUUGAUGCUUUGGGACACGAUAACUCUAGUUCUAAUUAAGUGAGAGUUGGGACACUUGGUGUAUAGUUUUAUCUCAUCAAUACCUUGAGUAAUAAAUAAGCAUUUUCUGCUUAUGGGUAAGCAGAGCGAUAAACAAUUUGAUUGGUCGAGACUUUGGAACACAACUCUCCUUCUAACUGAGGUAGAAUUUUCAUACUUGGUGUAGGCGUUCAUUCGGUGAAUGCCUUGAUCGAGUUCGAUGAUAAACAUUGUCUGCUUACGGUCAGCAGAGAUAAGCAAUCUGAUUGGUUGAUGCUUUGGGGCACGAUAACUUUUGUUCUAAUUAAGUGAGAGUGAUGAAACUCAUUACCUUGACCAAGUUUGUUAAUGAGAAUUUUCUGCUUAGGCUGAUCGAUAAGCAGUCUGAUUGUUCGAUACUUUGGAACACAAUAACUCUCCUUCUAAUUGAGGUAGAAGAAUGUUCAAACUUUCAUUCUAUCUGAUAGAGAGUGAUGAAACUUAGUGUAUAGUUGAUAAUAAGUUUGAUUGCUUGAUACUUUUGAAAAAAAUAAAUGUGCAAUAAAUGAAUAUGUGUCAUCUGUUUAUUUUGGGAUUUAGGCGGGGGACAUCAGCCUCGCUGUUGGCUUGUUUAUAAUUGCAACUUGGGUUGAUUGUCACUUUCGGCCAUCAACAUCGUAAAUCAAUUUAGAUAAGUAGGGGCCUAUUGCUGACAAUUAAUUGUCUCUGCUCAAAGUUUUCUCAUGUUAUGAUAGUUUAUUGUGUUGUGAUUGUAUAUGAUUUGUCACCUUUUACAAUGACAAUAUUUAAAUUCAAUAUGAUUCGUAAAUCCGAUAUUUUUAUCAUUAAAGGGCUAGACAUAUGUGGAGAAAACUUUGAAAGUCAUCAAAUUUGAGAUGUUUUAAAACAGUUGUGUAGAACCUAUUUGUAAUACAUCAAAAAGCCUUUUUUAUCAGUAUUUCAGUCCUAAUUUUAACUUACAAUAUUAUUUGACUAAAUCCAUACACUGGAAUUCAUUUACAAUCACCGGAAUUCACUUACGAUUACCGGAAUUCACUUUGAAGAUAUCAGAAUUCGCCCAUAUAAUCUUCCUAUCUACUUAUAUUUUCCAUUAAUAUUAAAGAUAGCCAUUCUUGCUAUAACAGUUCAAAAAUAGAUGAUGAAAGAAGAAUAUAUUGAAAAUUUCAGUCAAAUUACGUUAUUCUGAACAUAGUUAUCACCCGUGUAAUUUUUGACUAGAAAUGGGAUUGAAUUCCAUCUUCACCGAUUCUUAGUAUGGCCGAUCGUUUGAUUGACAGGCGUUAACUCCACCUACAUAAUCUCUGCUGUCUUUUGUCUGCUUUCAUCAUAUCCAAAUUUGUGUUUUACCAUUUUGGAUUUUUAUAAGAAUUGGACAAAAUGAGUGAGAGGGUAAAUUUUCAUUCUUACUUGUAUUUUGGGCAUGCAUUAAAUCAACUGAAUAUAGGACAUAAUAUUAUAAUACAAUUAUGAUAAAUCUAUAGGUAUACACCAGUUGUGCGUGCAUAUUGGCAAUUUGGGAAAUAAAAAUAUUUUUAUUGAUAUUAUUAAGACAAAAGACCUGCCUGUCUGUAUUAGUCAUUACACGGUCUCCAGGAAUUGUAUAAUUUGUCAUUAUCUGUGUUUAGUUUAUUGCACUUUAAAUAGUUUAGAUGUCAUUUGUUAAGGAAUCGCUCAACAGCGGCCUCGCUUCGUACACUCUAUCAUUUAGCCUCGAUCCGGGAGUAUGACAUCAACGUAACGGUUAAUCUCCACUCACGACGCCAUUUAAAAUUAAAUCAGUCAACGAAAUCCCGUUUAAAUCCAAGCUGAAUCCAAGCCAUCCGUGGGUCUACAGAGUUGAUUUUGUGCUUGUUGUGUAAAUAAAGAUCUAAUUUAUAAUUUCGAUGACAUCUGAAGCCUAAAUAAAGACUUGCAAUAAUCAGAUUUAGCUCUUGCAUAAUGUAUGUUUAAUAUUGAAUUACUUUAAAACACAUAAAAUCACCGGAAUUCACAUUGAAAUCAUAUAAACACCGAAAUUCACUUUCAACAUAUCGGAAUUCUCACUGAAGACCUUCGAAUUUACUAAUAUAUUACAUUAAUUAUUAAUUACUUUAAAUCACCGGGAUUCACUUUGAAAACGUAUAAACAUCGGAAUUCACUUUCAACAUAUCGGAAAUCGUAGGCCUACUUUAAGACCUUCGUAUUUACUAAUAUUUUAUAUUAAUAAUAAAUUACUUUUAAUCACAUAAAUUCAACGGAAUUCACAUUAAAAACAUAUAAACACCGGAAUUCACUUUCAAAAUAUCAGAAUUCGCACUUAAGACUUUCGUGUUUACAUGGAACUUAUGUAUUAUAAGGUCCAUGUUUUUUACAAAUAUUUUACAUUAAUAAUAAACUACUUUAAAACACCGGAAUUCACUUUGAGAAAAUCGGACAUUGAAAACGUAUAAACACCGGAAUUCACUUUGAAAACAUAUAAACAUCCAAAUUCACUUUCAACAUAUCGGUUGAGAAGGCGCCCCUAUAUCUCCAAGCCACAUACGCUCACACAAGGGAUCGAAACCACAGUCGCAAGCCAGAGGUGACCGACUAGCUAGAGGUCGAAGCGUGGCCUCGAGAAUACUAGGCCCCACCCUCCCCCCAAGUUUAUUCGAAGAUUAUUUUGGUAAUAAUAAGCCUAUCAAAUAAAGUCUCAUCAAUAAUGGUUUGGGCGUUUUCAUAGAUAAUCCGUUGUAGCAUGAAGCAAUCCAGAUUAAAUAAAGUGCAAAAACACUGGGGUCACGCAAUUUUGGCCUAAUCCUUACUGAUUAUUCCUUUAAUCAACACUGACGUGUUUAGUAGUUAUUUAAUAAUUAAUUUGCAGUGGAUAUGAAGUUCAGAUUUAUGUUUAACCUGUUUGUUGACGGGGCGCUUUUGCUGACUGUCUCUAGAAUCAUAGCUAUAAUAUUAAAUUGUUUAUUGCACUAUUAUAUACCAUAAUAUGUUUCAUGCACAUAAUUACUGUUUUAAUAAACUAUUAAUCAAUCUCUAAUUACAAUACAUUACAACGAAAGUAUACAUUAGUUUCUUGUCAACAAAAAUCACAUACACAAGUUAUCUCCCAUGAAUCUCCGAUUUGGGCACAAAUCAGCGAGGCUUCUUAAAUUCAACCAAAUUGUUAUAUUGUGUUUCCACAGUCAACAUUUUUGGGGUUAUUGGCUGUUAUUUUGGAGUUAUUGGGUAAUUCGACGCAAAUUGUUAUUAUGUGUUAUUUUGGAGUUCGGCCUAUUGGGUAAUACGACGCGCCCUACGUUAUCAUAAUCAUAUGAUGCAUAUAUUAUUUGAAAUGAAUUCCGGUAGUCUUUCAGAUAAAUUCACCUACAGCGCCUUUACCUGGCCUGUGGAGAGAUCAAAAUGUAUUAUACAUUUAAAAUAAGUGAUUUUUGUGGGAGGAAUCAGGGAUUUUAGAAGUGAAUUCAGGUGAUUGUAAAUGAAUUCCGGUGAAUUCCGGUGAUUAGUCUACCCGCUAUAAUGUACUAAAUACUUAAGCCCGUAUUUUCGAAAGUGGAUUAGUGCUAAUCAUAGAUUUAAUCUCUGAUUUUCUGACCAGGUAUAUUCUGAAAAGCUGAUUAAAUUUUCAUGUGGACGUAUAUUGUCGUCGCCCCUGUCCGUCCGUCCACAAUUGUUUGUGAACAGUCUACAGGUCACAAUUUUUAUCCGAUUCAAUGAAACUUGAAAUAUAGGUUUAUCACCCUAAGAUCUCGGUUCCUUUCGAUAUUGGCAUAUAUUGGACCGUAACUUUAUGGAUUAUGGCCCCUGAUUGUACGAAAAAUCACGUUUUUAGCUUGUGAACACUGUAGAGGUCACAAUUUUUAUCCGAUUUAGUUUAAACUUGAAAUUUAUGAAUAUAACCCAAAGAUCUCGGUUCCUUUCGAUAUUCGCGCAUAUCGGACCGUAACUUCCUGAAUUAUGGCCCCUGAUUGUACGAAAAAUCGCGUUUUUAGCUUGUGGACCCUAUAGAGGUCAUAAUUUUUAUCCGAUUUAAAAAACAGCAUUAUUAUAUCACCGUUAAACCCUAAGGACGGCUGAGUUCGAAUUUCGUGAAAAUCGGCCCAAAACUGACAGACAAAAUGGUCGCCCUUCGUUCUCAAAUAGCGUAAAAAUAUGGUAUUUCAAGGUUGUGGAUCCCAAAGAGGUCACAAUUUUUUAUCCGAUUUUGUUGAAACUUGAAAUGUAAGUUUAUAACCCAAAGAUCUCGGUUUUUUUGUAAGUUCCUGAAUUAUGGCCCCUGAUUAUAUAAAAAAUCACUUUCUUUUUAACUUGUUCUCUAUCCAUCUCUCGAAAAUGUGGGCGUAUCCUGCCUGGCAGCCGCUGGUUAUAAACUUUGAUUAGCCUAAUCAGUGAGUAAAUCAUUGUUCGAGAAUACCAUAAAAUGUGGUAUUCUCGAACGUUGACUUGUACUUAAUCAUUGACUAAAUCACCCCAAUAUUUAGUCAUCCCAGGGGGGUUGUUUAAGGAUGGAUUAAGUACAUGGAUAUGCAAUUACAACGUAUUGAAUGUUAUAGAAAUGAUUAUUUUUCAUUGAAUUCAGACACACUGCACUUAUAUUUUGCCACGAAAGCAAAAAAAUCACAUUCACUGUAAAUUCUGGUGAAAAAGAUUUUUUAAAUAUUCAACAUUCUCUAAAAUAUAAAACAUAAAUAAUUAUGUGUACUUUAGUCAAAAUGAAUACACUACAAAAUACAAAUAAUUUUUAGAAGUGUCAAAGAACCUUUUAACAAAAGGAAUUGCAUAGACGGAGAAAAUCAACCUCUUAUCACAAAAGGGAACCCACAGCAGCUAAGUCGUCCGAGCAGUCAACAAGGGUUGUCACAUAUUUUUUUUUCUUUGGUCAGUAAUGAAAACAUUUACGACUCUAAAAUCUGAGGACGAGUAACAACCCAUUAAGUAAUUAUCAGAAAUCAGUAGAAUUUGUUUGGUUUCUAGUUCUGCCCUCUACGAACGUUUACUAUACAAACCAUUUAGUAUCAAGGGCCAUAAUUCUGGAAGUAAUUAUCGGAAAGCAUUGACAAUCAAUACAUCCCCUCCUCUCAUGAAGUUAAACACUGUGUAUCAAUUUCAAGUCAAUGGGAUAUUAACUUUAGAGCAUCCACAAGAUUUUUCAAAGUGAUCAAGGGCCAUAACUAUGGCAGUAAUUAUCGGAAAUCGUUGGAAAUCAAUAUAGGCUGCCCAAUCUCAUGACCCUAAACACUGUAUAUAAAUCUAAAGUCAACCGGAUACCAACAUUAGUCUCUAGAACGUCCACAAGAUUUUUCAAUGUGAUCAAGGGUCAUAACACUGGCAAUAAUUAUCGGAUAUCUCUGGAAAUCAAUAACCUUACACACUGUGUAUAAAAUUAAAGUCAAUUAGAUAUUAACUUUAGCCUCUAGAGCGUCCACAAGAUUUUUCAAAGUGAUCAAGGGCCAUAAUGCAGGCAGUAAUUAUCGGAAAUCGUUGAAAAUCAUGACCCUAAACACUGUGUAUAAAUCUAUAACCAAUCGGAUAUUAACUUUAGCUUUCAAAGUGAUCAAAGGUAAUAACUCUAGUAGUAAAGAUCAGAAAUCAAUAGGCUCCUCCGUCUCGUGGCCUUAAAUACUGUGUAUAAAUUUAAAGUCAAUCGGAUAUAACCUUUAGCCUAUGGAGCGUCCAUAGGAUUUUUCAAUGUGAUCAAGGGCCAUAACUCUGGAGGUAAUUAUCGGAAAUUGUUGAAAAUCAAUAGACUUUUGUGUCUCAUGACCUUAAACACUGUGUAUAAAUUUCAAGCCUAGUACUGAAUACAUGAAAGAACCAAUAGAAAUAUUGAAGCAUAGUAAUAGUAUACAAAGUAGAAAAGUCAAACGUUUCUUUUGAUUUAGCAUAGUCUUUAUGGGUGUUUUUCAAGGUGUCCACAAUGGCUUUCUUUUUAUACGCCCACAUUUUCAUGUGGACGUAUUAUGCCGUCGCUCCUGUCUGUCUGUCCGUCCGUCCGUCCGUCCGUCCACAAUUUGUUUGUGGACACUCUACAGGUCACAAUUCUUAUCCGAUUUUAACGAAACUUGAAAUAUAGGUGUAUCUCCAAAAGAUCUCGGCUGCUUUCGAUAUUGGCAUGUAUCGGAUCGAAACUUCAUGGAUUAUGGACCCUGUUUGUACGAAAAAUCACAUUUUUGGUCUGUGGACCCUAUAGAGGUCACAAUUUUUAUCCGAUUUUGUUGAAUCUUGAAAUGUAAGUUUAUAACCCAAAGAUCUUGGUUCCUUUCUAAAAUCGCGCUUAUCGGACCGUAACUUCCUGAAUUAUGGCCCCUGAUUGUACGAAAAAUCGCGUUUUUAGAUUGUGGACCCUAUAGAGGUCAUAAUUUUUAUCCGAUUUAAAAAACCGUAUUAUUAUAUCACCGUUACACCAUAAGGACGACUGAGUUCGAAUUUCGAGAAAAUCGGCCUACAAUUGACAGACAAAAUGGCCGCCGUUCGUUCUCAAAUAGCGUAAAAAUAUGGUAUAUCAAGGUUGUGGACCCUAUAGAGGUCACAAUUUUUAUCCGAUUUUGUUGAAACUUGAAAUGUAAGUUUAUAACCCAAAGAUCUCGGUUCCUUCCGAUACUCGCACAUAUUGGACCGUAACUUCCUGAAUUAUGGCCCCUGAUUGUACGAAAAAUCGCGUUUUUAGCUUGUGGACCCUAUAGAGGUCAAAAUUUUUAUCCGAUUUAAAAAAACGUAUUAUUAUAUCACCGUUACACCCUAAGGACGACUGAGUUCGAAUUUCGUGACAAUCGGCCCAAAAUUGACAGACAAAAUGGCCGCCAUUCGUUCUCAAAUAGCGUAAAAAUAUGGUAUAUCACGUUUUUAGCUUGUGGACCCUAUAGGGGUCACAAUUUUUAUCCGAUUUUGUUGAAACUUGAAAUGUAAGUUUAUAACCCAAAGAUCUUGGUUCCUUUCGAUAUUUGUGCAUAUCGGACCGUAACUUCCUGAAUUAUGACCCCUGAUUGUACGAAAAAUCGCAUUUUUAGCUUGUGGACCCUAUAGAGGUCAUAAUUUUUAUCCGAUUUAAAAAAACGUAUUAUUAUAUCACCGUUACACCCUAAGGACGGCUGAGUUCAAAUUUCGUGAAAAUCGGCCCAAAAUUGACAGACAAAAUGGCCGUCGUUCGUUCUAAAAUAGCGUAAAAAUAUGGUAUAUCAAGGUUGUGGACCCUAUAGAGGUCAAAAUUUUUAUCCGAUUUUGUUGAAACUUGAAAUGUAAGUUUAUAACCCAAAGAUUUUGGUUCCUUUCGAUAUUUGCGCAUAUCGAAUUGUAAUUUCCUGAAUUAUGGCCCUUGAUUGUAGGAAAAAUCACUUUCUUUUUAGCUUGUUCUCUAUCCAUCUCUCGAAAAUGUGGGCGUAUUCUGCCUGGCAGCCGCUGGUUGUCAAUAAAAAAGAAAUUGUUAUAUUCUUAGUUAUAGCUGUUCAAGCAAUGUUUCCGAUGUAAGAGAUUUAAGAAACGAAAGACAGUCGAGUUCUUUGAAACUUGAUAAAUGUAAAUCAAUGUUUCACAUUUUUAUACAAUAAUUUAUGUUGCUAAAUGACAUUUUAUAUGCUUGGCACUCAGUUCAACAGUUGUAUAUAGAAAAAAUGCAUACUUCUUGUGUCUCAAUAGUCAAGCAACUCGUAAAACUUUGUUAUAAAUAAUAAUGAAUAAAAAUCGCCCAUAUACGAAGAAAACCAAAAUCCCACUAAAAUUUGGGAAAGUGUGCCAGUGUAGUAUUAUUAAAAGCGGAUAAAUAAAUUAAUAAUACAGAUAUAGCAAGUUUAUGCACAAUAGACAAUUAGUGAUAAUUUUGGAUUUUAAUAGAAAAGAGGUGGCAUAAAAUUAAUUGCAUCAGGAGAAUAUAUGGGACUUUGAUAUUAGCAACAGAAAUUCAUAAUUCGAUUACUAAAAGGGAGCCACGGUGAUGCGGGAUGCAUGGGACCACGUUGAGUCGUUUAGAUUGGAUAACAAACCUAAGUACCAUGUACACAUUGAGGUGCACGUAAAAUAACCCUUGGCUGUUAGAAUUUGGUAUAACUGUGAGUCGUAGUUUUGCUGUCCAGGCGAAAUUGCCUUCAUAGCACACUGUAUGGCGUAUGUUCGUCUCCCUUAACCAAGUUGGAGCUGAACAGUAACCCCCAUUUCAUUUCAUUUCGAAUACUAAACAUAUCCGAACUCCAUUUUAAUUGCCUUUUUUUUUCACACAUUUUAUUUCUUUCCUGUCCACCCAUAUGAACCUCUUUGACUUUGCAGACCCUAAAAAUAUAUUCACGGACCCUAGGAUGUGAAAAACUGUUCUAAAACAUGUACUUUUCUAAUCUACUUCCUCUAAUCUACUUCCUGUAAUUGGGCCCCUUUAUCAAUGACAAAAGCCUUUUUAUGCGCCCACAUUGAAAUGUGGACGUAUAUUGCCGUCACCCCCGUCCGUCGUCCACAAUUUCUUGUGAACGCUCUAACGCCAAAAGUUAUCAUCCAAUUGUUUUAAAAUUGAUAUAUGUUGUUUAAAUUAGUGAGAUGAAGAAGCCUAUUUAAUUUCAAUAGUUUCUGUUUAUUAUUUCUAGAGUUAUGGCCCUUGUUUCACUUUAUUGAACCUUGUGAAUGCUCUAACGCCAAAAGUUAUCAUCCGAUAUUUCUGAAAUUUAUAUGCAUUAUUUAGAUUACUGAAACAAAGAAUCCUGUUGAAUUUCAGCAAUUUCCGUUUAUUACGUCUAGAGUUAUGGCCCUUGUUUCACUUUAUUGAUCCUUGUGAACGCUCUAAUGCCAAAAGUUAUCACCCGAUCUUUGUGAAAUUUAUAUGCAUGAUUUAAAUUAGUGAAAUGAAAAAGCCUAUUGAAUUUCAGCAAUUUACAAUAAUUACUUCUAGAGUUAUUGCCCUUGUUUCAUUUUGUUAAACCUUGUUAAUGCUCGAUUGAUGAAAGUUAUCAUCCGAUAUGUAUGAAAUUUAUAUGCAUUAUUUAAAUUAGUAAAACGAAAAAGCCUGUCAAAUUUCAACAAUUUCUGUAGAUUACUUCCAGAGUUGAGACCCUUGUUUCAGUUUUUAGAACCUUGUAAACCCUCAAACGACAAAAUUUGUAAUCUGAUCUGUAUGGAACUGUCUUGUAAAGGCACCCAAUUACCUACAAAGGAAUAAAAAUGCGACAACCCUUGUCGACCGCUCGGAAGAUAUAGCUGCUGUGGGCGUAUGUUUUGUUGCCUGGCAACCUAUCUUUAAUCACUGAUUAUAUUUAAUCAUUGAUUAAAUGUUUAAUUAUAAUCAAAGUUUAAACAUGAAUUUUAAUCGUUGAUUACAAAAAAUUAAAGUCAAAGAUUAGCUAAUCUGACUUUUGAGAAUACCAAACUUAGUCAACCACUAAUCUCUAACCAGCUAGUUACUGAUUAGACCUAAUCACAGAUUAUUUUAGACACUGUUCGAAAAUAUGGGCCUUAAUGUCUCUAGAUUUAUGGGGGGUUGAAUGGCCGAAUGGUUAGCGCGUCUGCGUUGUAUCAUAUGGUCUGUCAUUGAGUCAACUAUAGCGUGGUUUCAAUAGCUGGUUGUUCGUGACAAGUAGUAGGGUCGCCUGUCCAACUAGUAAAUGGGGUCCUAAUUUAAAGAGCAUAUAAAACUAGCACAUAAGAUGUGCAUGAGGUCAGUUUGGACUAUACCACUUCCACACAAAUAGACACAGAGAAAACAAGUAUCACAACACCCAAAUGUGAUCAAGAGAAAUUUAUUAUGUAAAUAAAUAUAUGUAAAAGUUAAA